Solanum stenotomum is the source of this 672-nucleotide messenger RNA. RefSeq names its product proteasome subunit beta type-6-like. Gene Ontology annotation, cellular component: proteasome core complex. NCBI's taxonomy places the organism in Eukaryota, Viridiplantae, Streptophyta, Magnoliopsida, Solanales, Solanaceae. The record is from RefSeq and is a predicted model, not a curated record. The transcript has a single exon. Bases 1 to 672 code for a protein of 223 amino acids.
AUGAUCUCGUUCAAUGUUAAUUCCAACGAACCUCACCCCUCAAACACCAUCACCAUCAUUGGUGUCACAUACGAUGACGGUAUCAUUCUUGGUUCCACUGAUACAACUACACAACUCAAUGCUAAUGUUGUCUCGUGUCAUUGUGUGCAUGAAACAGAAAUCUUACUGAAAGAUGCGCAAAACUUUAUUCUUGAUCAAGAAAAUGUCAUGAUGACGGCAAAGACAAUUGGAACAAUGUUGUCCGCUUUUAAUUCCGGAAUGAAAAAUAUGGGACAAACUAGUGUUAUUAUCGGUGGAGGAAAGAAAAUAUUUGAGGUAAAUGAUGUUGGGAUUGUUACAGAGAAAUCCAAUUUUUGUGUAGCAGGAUAUGGGGUUGCAUAUUUGAAUAAAUUCUUGGAAAAAGAAUGGAGAAAGGGGAUGAAUGAAGAAGAAGCUGAGAAAUUGGUAUUAAAGACAUUGUCUUUAAAUAUUUCAUUUGGUGGUGUUCGUAUAUGUGGGAUUGAGACUGCGAGUGUUAAUUCGAAAGGUGUCACGAGAGUGUUUCAUCAUCGUGACACACUUCCGACUAUGCAAGAAGAGUUGGACUUGGAACAUUCGGCUGAGGAGAGGGAUGUGCUCGAAUGUGUAUGUAAACGUUUUUCUCUUUGCAUCAACCUCAAUGCGGAUGUCUAG